AUGAAAUAUUUUGAUUCAAUUUCAAAUAAUACUCUUAGAUUGCAGGAAAAAUACCUAAAAACAAGUAAUACACAAUUAUUUCUAUCGUUGCAUGGGAUAUUGUCUAAUUUUGCAAUGGAAAAUUUAAUUAGACUAAUGGAUAGCAAAAUAGAUCAGUUGAUGGAUUAUAUCGAUGAACUUGAUAUCACUGAAGAUUGCAAAGUGGACGUGAAAUUAUCACUACAAACUGUUGCAAACUUCAUAAAUGACAGCAAAAUAUCAGAAUGGCAAAAAUCCUAUUUACAGAAUGCAUUACUUCCGAUGAUUGAUGCUAGUGCAAAAUUACCGCCUUCGGGAAUUCUUCGUGGUCAUGUUAAUAUAUUUGGGCAGUAUGAAGAGUGUAUGUUAGCCAGACAGCAAUUGCCGAAUUCCACGCGUACCAUUACUGGCAGUUACGUAAGGAUCUUUGUUGAUAAAAAGUUAAGAAAUUACAAUGCAAAAGGUGCUUGCAAAUUAAAUCAAUACAAUAUCGGUGAUCCAUCAUUUGACGUAUGCCUGCCAUCCUCAUGUGACAACUACGACACGCUAAUGACGCUAAGUCGUUCACUGAUUAAAUUCAACGGUUCUACUCCUGUGUGUACUGUAAAACAGGCAUCUGUUCGAUUGAGACCUAUCGACUACAAAACAUGGAUCGUAUUAGCAAUAAUAGCAUUUAUUGGAGUAAUAGCUAUAUUGGCAACUGCAUGGGAUUUGUUUACAAACUAUUUUAAUUCUGAUUACUAUAAGUUGGCUUCAAUCGAAACAACAUGCUGGUUCCACUGCUUAAUGGCAUUUUCGGUGAUCCGAAAUACCAAGGAUAUAUUCAACAUUGAAUCUACCAAUAAACCAGGCCAAAUAGGACCAAUUCAUUUUAUGCGUUUCAUUAGUAUGGCAUGGGUGAUCUUUGGACAUGCGACAAGUGGUUAUAUGAUGCUAAGUUCAAACAUCUUAGACUGUAAGGAAACAUUUAAAAAUUUGUGGACGCAGUUUAUGACUAACGCAUUCUUUUCCGUUGAUACAUUCUUCUUCAUGUCUGGUUUAUUAGUAUCGUAUACUUGGUUCAAAGAAUACCGAAAAGACAAGAAGAAAGCAAUGUCAUCAACCACUUGGCUUAUAUUUUACAUCCAUCGAAUAGUUCGACUUUCACCACCUUAUUAUAUUGUGAUAGCAUUUUAUUCGUUUGUAUUUAAAUCAUUUUUGGUUAAUAUGCCAGUUAUUUUAAUGACACUUAAUGAUUAUUGCGAGGAAAGUUGGUGGACCAAUUUCUUAUACCUCAACAAUUUUAUUUAUUACAAUCGUCAAUGCUAUUUGGUGACAUGGUAUCUGGCAACUGAUUUUCAAAUUCACAUUUUUGCACCAGCAUUACUGAUACCGUUAGCUCUGAAACCUAUGCUUGGUUUCAUUAUAGCUGGUCUACUCUUACUACUUUCAACAGUUGCAAAUUUGGUGACAGUGUAUAUGGAGUACUUUCCACCAACAGAUUUCUAUAUAGGUGUCAUGGAUCCUAGAAUGGGUCCAUACAGACGUUACUCACUUUUGAUAUAUCAAGCACCUUGGAUCCGAUGCCAAGUUUAUAUUAUAGGUAUUCUAGUUGGCUACUUAUUCCAGACUAUAAAAACUCUCCACAUAUCAAAGCUAACAAAUAUUAUUUGUUGGAUCAUUUCAUUAACACUCGGUCUAUUAGUGAUAAUGUCAUUAAGAGAUUGGAUGGGCUAUGAUAUUAUGAUGGAUUUAUCUGUGAGAGCUUUCUAUUCUGCAUUUAGCAAGCUUUUGUGGAGUUUAUCUUUAGCUUAUAUUACAAUCGCAUGUUUUUACGGUUACGGAGGACCCAUAAAUGAUUUCAUGUCAUUAUCAGUAUGGAAACCAUUGGGUAGACUUACUUACUGCACUUAUCUAACUCAUUUAAUUGUAUUGAUAUAUAUGCUAUGUAUAGGUGUUAAUGCAUUUAGCUUCUCGAGUAUUACUCAUACGUUCAUUGUCUUUGCACUACCAUGUUGUAUCAUUUCAUGGUUCUUUGCAUAUUGGCUAAGUAUUUUGUUUGAACUACCGAUGAGUAAGUUGGAGAUGAUAUUACUGGACAGAAUUCAUGAUAAAACAGUGCAAAGACAAACGAUACGAGAAAUACAAGCUAUGGAGCAAAAUCAUCCAAUUAUCAGUUGCUGGAAACGAUCAGAAGAAUUAUGA
This is a messenger RNA of Brugia pahangi, 2202 nucleotides long. The record is from the annotation of a GenBank genome assembly. Lineage: Eukaryota; Metazoa; Nematoda; Chromadorea; Rhabditida; Onchocercidae.